GGAAUAGUCCAGAAUAAAAUUUUAGUUCUUAUUUUAGACUCGCGCUUUUAAGAGUUUCUAAACUGUAGUUUGACUAUUCAAUAUAAAUUCGCCAUUGUAUUAACAAAUCAAAAUGGCGGCUUGCAACUUUAUGUUUAAUGCUGUUGUCAGUCGCUUGGACACACCCAACUGGCAAGAUUUGGAUAUUCAAAAGCUAAAAGUCGUUGCUGAACUCAAUAAUUUACCAUUAACAAUAACAGCGAGUAGAAUUAACAUGAGCGAUGUGGAGCCGCAAACUGGCAUUGAGUUCAGCUCUGGAAUUGAGCAAUUGCGCUUGAAUCUCAUACAGUGCGGCAUGCCCAUAACUGUUUUCUAUGGCGAAGAAAUCAUAGGCAAUAGUCUGAUUAAUUUUCCGACAACUGUUACUGACUUGGUAACUGAGGACAUGGGAAACAUUAUGCACUGCGGCAGCUGCAGCUUUGAAAGGCAGGGCGUGGUCUUUGGCAGCAUUGAAAUACUUUGCUGCCUGGCCACAAAGUGCGAUGAAGAUGCAAAUAAGUCGAAAAGCAAACGCUUGUGCUAUCAAGACAAUAUUAAUCCCGAAGACAUUCUGUUUGUUAUGGCCGACACCGAACGCUGCCCCUGUCCCUGUGAUCCUUGUCUAGAUACGUGGGUGGACGAAGAUUCAGAACAGGAUCAUAUACAACUGGGCUUUAUGCGCUAUGAAAGCUUUAAUGCUAAGCAGCUAAAGCCUGAAGUGAACUUUAUGCACGAUCCUACAGGCAAAUCCAUCUGCAAUGAAAUAAAGCAAAUGGCGCAAGACUAUGAUGAUAUUGUCGAGUCGAUUGCGAAGCUUAAUGGUCAACGUCCAAAUUUUAAGCCAACUGCGCACAAGUCGGAGCUGCAAGUCAAACAGUCCAAACCAUUUGAGGAAACUGCCAAGAGUGAACCAAACUAUGCGUCCUGCUCUUAUAUGCCUGUUACUCAAGUGAGUUGUCGCUGCAAGUCCAAGUCAUCGUCUAGCGAAGGACAAGCUAAGGGUCAGCGCUGUCCUGUCUGCUUAACCGACAGAACUUGGUUGCCCAAAUUCACUGCCUGCCCCAAAUGCGGCGCUAAGCCAACACCAGCGGUGGCUGAGCCGCCGGCGAAGCCAAAAGAACCGACGGCGGAAAAAAUACUCAUCGAGUAUCUUGGUAAGCCGCCCCCCACCAUUGACAGCUACUGCGCAGAUCCUUGUGCAAAGCCACAGGAAAAUGAAGACACCGAAGAUGAGUGUCGCUGUUAUUGCAAAUGCAAGUACAACAAAGUUUGUGCCCACUGUCGCAUACGUGAAAUGGUCGCGGAUGUGUACAAGGCCAAGAAGCGACUGAAGCAAGCGAAAUGCAUCAAGCCUGAGCCACGCACAGCUGAAGAAUGCUGCGUGCUGAAAAAGAAAAGCUCUGAAAGCUUUCGACCCUUUUUGGAGCAAGUGUUCUCAGAGCUGCGAGAUCUCUACGAUCUGAAGAGUGCCAGAGGAGAGCCCAUACCGGAGACCCAGAAACACACCAUCGUAGAGCCAGGUCCGAGCACAGCGCGAGUCUCCCAUAGAAGAAUGACACUCGGCGAGAAUAGACCACGUCGCAGCGGCAGGCAAUCAAUGAUACAGAAGGGUCAUAUACCGGAAAGUCGACCAAUGCAAUUUGGGCAUAAGCAUUGCCUGGAGCGCGGCCACAGCAUACCCAGUCGACAUGGCUGGAACUGGCUUGCCAGCACUGAAGCACGCCGAUAUGGCUGGCGACCAGGCUGCGUAACCAAGCGCAUCAAAAAGCUGAUGAACUUCUUCUUGGAGUACACGCCAAAGAGCAAAGAAGUGCUAGAGCAGCAGCAAAAAGCAAAGCAAGCCAAGCAAAAUGAGCGACCCAUACUCAAUGUGACCAAGCGUAAUGGUGAAAUUUUCAUUACUUUGACAGCUGUGAAUAGUGCUGAGGUCCAAAUGCAGCCUAUUGAGUUCCGCGUGGUGAAGAGCGAGCUGGCCGUGGCGCUUAGAGAAAUCAAGCGCAAGCUCAAGGACGCAGGCUUUCGCAAGUGCGUCUGCCACCAAACUUUGUCGCUCUGCACUUGCCGCGAUGAGCAGGAGAAGGCAGAGCUUAGCCAGGCGCUGCAGGCAGAGUGUCCGAGUCGUCGCAUGCAAAGCUGCGUGCAGGAGCAUUUGAUAUUAACCGAUACCAGUGACAGUGAAAUUGAAUUUGAUUUUGAUGUAACGCCGCCUGCAGGCAUCAAGAAGUGUAGUCGCUCCUAUAAGCCCCAAUUGACAACGACAACGACACAAACAAACAAAGCUGAUGUCAAACUAGCGCCUACAUAUCCCAUGCCGCUCGAUCCUUACUAUCGCCCAUAUGACUGCGCUGUAGCUGAUCGUUUCAUCAAUACAGCUUACGGCCAGCCGGGUGAAAUUAUCUUUGAGGAUGGCGUGUUUGCCUAUAGGCAGGGCGGGCCACAUGGCUUGUCUGCGCAGGCGGGCGGCAGGCCCAAGAGCAAGCUCAUUUGGGGCGAAGCUCGUGGCGGGCCCAUGCGCGGCGGUGGACGUUUUCUGCCACAAGUCUUUGGCGGCAAGUCAUUUCCAUAUGCUCCAAAGCCCAAAGGCAAAAAGAGCAGCAAACCAAUACCGGUUCGCAUGCCCCAGCGUUUCUACAAAGCAGCUGAGGAAGCUAAGGCCAAAGAAGCUGCAGCGGCGGAAAAGGCGAAAGCCAAGAAGGCCCCGGACAUGAUGAAGUACAUGAUGGCCAAGGGAGCCAUUUCCGUGCCCUGGAAUCCAAAUGCCAAUGCCUACUAGCAACACAUUUUACUCU
This is a messenger RNA of Drosophila busckii, 2807 nucleotides long. RefSeq lists its product as uncharacterized. The transcript is spliced from 3 exons. Lineage: Eukaryota; Metazoa; Arthropoda; Insecta; Diptera; Drosophilidae. The record is from RefSeq and is a predicted model, not a curated record. The coding region runs from base 113 to 2791 and encodes 892 amino acids.